AUGACAAGAAUUAUCACGUUUGCUCUUCUGGGAGUAUGGGUUCUGGGAUUUCGGGGAGUUGUCUUUGGAGCUAGUGUCGACGCUGAUGCUCAGGUCUAUUUAACUGGCCCAGCUGCUAAUCCUCCGCCGUUGGAAAUUCAACCGCUGAUCGUCUCUGGUCCUUCGAAGAACCGGGUGGACUUGGUCUUCUUCUCAGAUGGAUAUCUUUUGGAGGAGAAAUCAAAAUUCAUGCAAGACGCGCUUCGUCUCGCGGAAGAUGUUUCUGGAAAUCACACAUUCAACACCGUCAAACCACUGAUGAACUUCUGGGCAGCGUUUACUGCGAGUGAAGAAAGUGGCGUAGGUACAGGAGGAAAGCCGAAAAAGACACCAUAUGGUUUAUACCGUGACGGAACUGAACUUCGAGCAGUAUACUACGCUUAUCCCGAAGUAGCAGAUGCGGCAUGCACCUCGAUGGGUGAACAGUGCGAUUUUCCAAUUUUACUAGGCAAUGAUCCUCUCUACGGCGGUCUUGGCGGUAGGUUCACCGUGAUCACGUCGUCGAUACUCAACGGACCCCAAAUCCUCCGACACGAAUUGGGGCAUAGUAUUAUACCCGUCGGCGAGGAAUACGACGGAGGUUUCGCGUAUUUCGGUGUUAACGCGUACCACAAUGCCAGUGAAUCUGUCCCAUGGGCACAUUGGAUGGCCGAGGAAAGCAAGAAGGACCCUCAGUCCACGCCUCCCCGAAUAGAGCGCAGCGUGAUGCCCAUACAAAUAUACCCUUGGACCCUCCUCAACACCUCAUCCCCAUACACAAGUACCUUUACUUCCUCUGGAACUUUUCCACGAUACAUCGUUCGGUUUUCCUUAUCGGGUUUGCCUGAGGAAACUGACCUCCGGGUGGAACUAGAUGGAAAGAAUCUUGGAUGGAAACCCAAGGUGGGGUUGGGUGUGGACCGGUGGCAUUAUGAUAUCAAACUAGGGCAGGGUUGGGGAGAUGAGAAUACAAUAGAACUUGAGAGAAGCGGCGGGUUGACGGGUGGCACGCACGAGCUUAACUUUGUGCUUCUCAAUAAGGCUAGAGAAGGGGAAGCACAACUUUGUAGUGCAGAGGUGUUAGAGUUUGGGUCGGAAGAAGAAUUUGUCUCGACUCCAGGAUACUAUGGUAUUUUUCCAACAUACUCUGACACCAAUGAAACCUCCUACCGACCCACAAACGAAGAUUGCCUCAUGCGCAUUGUCACCACGCCCAACUUUUGCAGUGUAUGUCUAGAGGGUCUCUGGCAUGCACUGUUGAGCCAGGUCAGAUUGAUCGAUGAUUUGGUUGUUUCAACCAUUAAAGGGAGCGAGGUCGCGGGAAUGACAACAAUUGAAGUAAAGCUGGUCCCGUUCGCCCAAUUCCGUUUAGACCUGGAAAAAUUGAAAUCUACACAAUCGUCGGACUGGGCUCAACUCAGAGCCCUUGCCGAGGCGGAGCACUACACUAUUAUCUGGUACAAAGACAAUAUUGCUCUCCCCGAAUUCGAAAAUCAGACGAAGAUUGAGGUGAUUACCCAUGCUACGUAUGCGGUCGAUGUUCGUUUUCAUACCCCGGAGGUAAGAUUGGACAAGGAGGGCCAUUUAGGAGACCGGAGGGAGGUAGUGGUAUAA
Messenger RNA from Lentinula edodes (shiitake mushroom), 1632 nucleotides. Its product is annotated as IgA peptidase M64-domain-containing protein. The transcript has 7 exons. Lineage: Eukaryota; Fungi; Basidiomycota; Agaricomycetes; Agaricales; Omphalotaceae. The record is from RefSeq and is a predicted model, not a curated record. Gene Ontology annotation, molecular function: metallopeptidase activity. Bases 1 to 1632 code for a protein of 543 amino acids.